UUGUCAUCGAGCGGAGGUACUCGAAGGGGGGGGCGGCUUUGGGGCGGGGGCGGAGGCUGCGGCAUCCGACGGACAUCAAGCGUCGACGGAGACGCUCGCUUGUGAUGUAGACGCGCAAUUUUCCCCCCGUCCCGUCCCGUCCUGUCCCGUCCCAUCCUGUCCUUCUUACCCCCCACCCCCGCGGCGCCCCACCAUGCCGGCGGGGAUGAAGCCGCUCGAGAAGUUCCUCAAGAAGCAGACGAGCGCGCUCGGCCGUGCCGGAGGAGGACCAGGAGGAGCGGGAGGACCAGGCGCUGGAGGCGGAGGAGGAGCGGACAAGGCCGGCGGAGGGAACGCCGCGUCCCGGCGGAGGGCCAGCCUGUCCCGCGUCGUCCCCUUCUUCAGGGAGCCCUCUCCGGAGGGGGGGCAGGCCCGCGAGGUCUUCAGCCCCGACAGUGAGGAAGCACCCCCCUGGCCGCCGGCGGCCACGUCGCUCAACGGCUCUGCUUGCGGCGACGUGCGCAGCCCGUCCUUGUCCAGCGAUGAGCAGAGUUCUGAAGCCAGCCUGGCGGCAGAGAGCGUGGGUGGCAGUUGCGGGGGUACAGGGGCUUCCGGGGGGGCCGCCAUUCACGCCGACACACCGGAAAACAUCAUGCUCGCCGUGCUGGACAGUGUUGCGGGGAAACGCUACAUCAACUGCACAGAGACGUUGCUGGAUGACUUCAUGUUGACUCAUCCCAUCUUCCUGACGGCAGACACCUUCCAGCAAGUUCUACUACAGCAGUUCUGUCUGCCUUACGGGGAAGUAGGCGAUGGGGAGGAGCCAGGAGAAGGAGGGCGGGGCCAGCCGGACGGGGAGGCCGAGUCAGACGACACCCACCGGAAGCGCGCCGUGCUCAGCGUGGCCUUUCGCUACCUGGAAAUGUACCGAGAGCUCCUGCAAGAGGAGGGGGACAAGUUCCCCAAGGAGUUGUACGCAUGCGCGCUGCGGGAGUUGAGUCGACAUCCCGAUUUGGUGGACGACGUGGUUAAAUUGGAACGCUGGACGCAAAUCUUACGCUGCCCUUGCAACGAGGAGAAGGAAAGCCGCCGGAAGCAGGUGCGACCGCUCUUUCGACAUUUCCGAAGAAUCGACGCCUGCCUGCAGCCCAGGGAAGCCUUCAGGGGCUCUGACGAAAUUUUCUGCAGGGUGUACACGCCAGACCACUCGUAUGUGACCAUCCGCAGCCGGCUGUCGUGCCGCGUGGGCGACAUCUUAGCGCUGGUGCGAGAAAAGCUCCAGUACAGCGACGAGCAGCCGAUGCUUCCCGCCAAACUCGUCCUGGUCGCCGUCACAUCGGCUGGAGAGAAAGCGGUGUUCCGGCCCAGCGACGAGGCCGUUUUCACCACGCUAGGGGUCAACACGCACCUCUUCACCUGCCAACCCUCCGAACUUGACUCCCUGCUGCCCCUUCCUGAAGAAAUCCACUGGACGCCGGGAGAUAGCAAACUUCACGACAUGUCAGCGGAGGAGGUGGCCAAUCAGCUGGUGGCCUUCGACUGGGAGCUCUUCAGCUGCGUGCACGAGGUGGAGUUUGUUUGUUACGUGUUCCAUGGUGAGCGGUCGCGCUGGCGCCCUCUAAACCUGGAGCUGGUACUGCAGCGCUGCAGCGAGGUUCAGCAUUGGGUCGCCACGGAGACGCUACAGUGCCAAUCGCUGCCCAAACGCGUUCAGCUGCUGCGAAAGUUCAUCAAGAUUGCAGCGCUUUGUAAACAACAACAGGACCUCCUGUCGUUUUUGGCCGUGCUCCUCGGUUUGGACAACCCUGCACUCAGCCGACUCAGACUGACCUGGGAGGGCCUUCCCGGAAAGUUCCGGAAACAGUUUCAACAGUUUGAAAACAUUACGGAUCCUUCCAGAAACCACAAGUCAUACCGUGACCUGAUCAGCGCUCUGACGCCGCCACUCAUCCCCUUCACACCUCUCCUGCUCAAAGAUUUGACUUUUCUUCACGAGAGUUGUAAAACUUUUCACGGUCAACUCGUCAACUUCGAAAAGAUGCACAAAGUGGCCGAGAUGGUGCGAUGCAUCCGCAGAUACCGCAGCGGACAACUUGUCACGGAUACGGAGACGUCGCCAUCCCAUUUGCAGACUAAAGCGUAUGUCAGGCAGCUGCACGUCAUCGACAACCAGAACCUGCUCUUUGACUUGUCCUGCAAACUGGAACCCAGAGACUCUUAGCCAUCCCCUGAAAAAGGGGACGGACGCGUGGAGGACUGCCUCCUCGUACUUCACAUCACGGCCACCCCAAUGGUAUUCUUUCUCUUUGGCUGAUAGGGACUGGCUUGGCAGCCAUUUUGUCUCUUUCCUGUCAGCACUCCUCCCUUCUCUUCCUUCCAUUCUGUCCUUUAUUCACCUUCUUUUUUCCACUUUCUUUUACUUCCUUUCAUCCUUAUUUUCCAUUAUGUCCUUUUUCUCACUUCCUUCACUUUGUUUCUUCAUGUUCUUUUCCAGUAUUUCUUUCCUUCACUUAUGUUGUCUCACUCACUCACAAAGCGGUAGUUCAGAAUUUUUAACAUUAGGCUUAAUCUUCGAGUUAGCGCGGGUUUAAUUAGUUGGUGAAGUUGAUUUCAACAAAUUCCGUGCAGUUUGCAAGUUAUUUGUUAGUUUUAGGGCUCCGCAGUGGCUAAGCUAGCGCGAGUCAUUGGCGCCUUCCUAGCAUGUCAGCAGAUAAAAAACGAUACAGAUCUACGAACAGAUCCAACAUAGUCAAAUCAAUUCAAAAGACAGAUCAUUGUUCCAAAACACCCGUGCGGCCAAAACAAUGUCACACCAAAAUGCCAUAAUUCAUUUCAUUCUGCAGGGCUAUUUUUUAGAUGUGUAAUACGACCACAAUAGAUCGGAGUGCUUUGGCCUCUCGUGCUCACGCUGCAUUCAAGAAAGGUGGGAAGUCGGACAUAUCCCACUUGGAGGGUACCAGUUGCGCCCUUAAAGCGUUCCGAGCAAAUAUACAGUGAUCCCUCGUUUUUUGCGGUUAAUGGGGACCAGAACUCACCGCAAUAAGUAGCACUUUUUUUGUGUGUGUGUGUGUUCAAUGUAAUUAUUCAGAUUUGGCAUUGGAAAGAGAAACAUAUUAGACAUGUUUCGUUCACUUUUCCUCAAAGUAUAAUUAAAAAAACUUUUAUGCAUAUAUAGAUAUAUUCUAGUAUUUUAAUAAAUGUUUUUCAAGCACUUCAAAUGUAAUAAUUAUGAUAAGUUUUAAAAAUGUUACUGUCCUACCGAAUUAUUUUUGAACAAGAAAAAAUUUAGACGCCCAAUCCAACUAAAAAAAAAAAAAGUUAAAAAUGCUUGUCUUUAUUAAAUGCGUUAUUGAGUGAGUCCACUCAGAUCCACUCGAGCUGAUCACUUACACACAAUGAGUUGCCACAGCAACUGUUUACCAAGUUAAAUGAUGUUGACGCAUCUCGGCUUACCAGCGGCUCUGGCAAGAUCAAAGCUUAACUGUCUGUCAAUCAUCGUUAACUUUAAUAAACUACUCCAGUGCCUGACCAUCAAAGAGCAGGGAGAGGGAAGAAGGAAGGGAGAGUGAGAUAGUGGAGGUGUUCCAAUUAUAUUUUUCCUGAUCGGAGGUUGGAAACUCUGACUGUCAAGUUCGAAUACGAAUCCUUAGGUAGACAUUUAUAAUAUUACCCAAAAUAAGGAGAGAAGGAACUGAAUUUGGUUGAAAAGCUAGCAAGGAGAAAGAGGGCACACUAUCCAACUUCCGCAAUCGUUCUAGCUAGCCCCUCUUCACCACGCUUUUUAUUUGGGAUGGCCCGAGCAACAGAUGGGUGUCUUGCCUUAACAACUUAAUAACUAUCUCAUCAAAUAUAUUUCAUGAAGCAGUAGCAUUUGGUAAGUAAUAAAAUGCAACAAUAUGAUUACUUAAAUGUAUUGAAGUUGACCUGUGGAACCUAGGCCGGUUUAAACCGGUCAGAAUCAUAAGGCAGUAUUAUCAAGAGCUAAACAUGUCUAUAGUUAUCAAUUCCAAAAAUGUCUCUUACUGCAAUCGAAAGCAGCAGUCUGCUGAGUUAACUGAUGGCCGGCAACAUGGCGAAAUGUGCAUUUACAGGCUGUGGAAACAGACAGAAUCCACAAAUUCCCUAUGAAGAAUGAGGAACAAUAUAAACUGGUUACUACGACAUAAAAAAUCUGCAGUGAAAAUAAACAAUGUGAUAUUACUCUGCCCUGCUCCUCUGCAGAGCUUGUGGAUAACAAAUGUUGCUGGUCAUACUGCAAUUAUUGGCAUGCAAUGGUUUUAAUAACUUUAUCCUGAAAACAUAGCCAACACUUUUGAUUGCACGAGGCAUCGAUGAUUAACCAUGUGUGCAUAUGUUGUUUUUUUAUUGGCAUUCUAAGAUGGCCCAAAUGACUCACGCUAGGUUAGCCACUCCGGAGCCCUGAAACUAACAAAUAACUAGCAAACUACGCGUAAUUUGUUGAUAUCAACUCCACCAACUAUUAAACCCUUGCUAACUCAAAGAUUAAGCCUGAUGUCAAAAAUCCUGAACUUCCCCUUUAACCUCCUUUCCUCUAUUGUAUCUUUUUUCCUCCUCUUGCUUUUUCCACUUGCUUUCCUAAAAUCGUUCCUUUCUGUCCGUUUCUUCACCUCCUUUUCUUACCUUCUUUCCUCCCUUCCACUGGGCGACGUGAGCGGAAGCCAUUUUUUGCCACUUUUCCGUGCUGGAGCACUUUGACGACCCUCAGGGCUGCGAGGUUUUGUUUACUUCUUCUUUUCUCUUGUUGUGCAAUGACUCGUCAUUAUGAUUAUUAUUAUUAUUAAUAUUGCUCUUAUUAUUAUGAUGAUUCUUAUUGAUGUUGUUGUCGUCGAUGUUUUUUAGCUGUUGUGCUCCAGAAUAUUUUUGACAAAGGAAACCCAUUUGAUGACAUCAUAUACAGUGGGGCAAAUAAGUAUUUAGUCAACCACUAAUUGUGCAAGUUCUCCCACUUGAAAAUAUUAGAGAGGCCUGUAAUUGUCAACGUGACAACCUCAAUCAUGAGAGACAGAAUGUGGGAAAAAAAAACAGAAAAUCACAAUGUUUGAUUUUUAAAGCAUUUACUUGCAAAUCAUGGUGAAAAAUAAGUAUUUGGUCAAUACCAAAAGUUCAUCUCAGUACCUUGUUAUGUACCCUUUGUUGGCAAUAACGGAGGCCAAACGUUUUCUGUAACUCUUCACAAGCUUUUCACACACUGUUGCUGGUAUUUUGGCCCAUUCCUCCAUGUAGAUCUCCUCUAGAGCAGUGAUGUUUUGGGGCUGUCGUUGGGCAACACGGACUUUCAACUCCCUCCUCACCCCGUGGCGUCAAAAUGAUAACAAGAACGGGGAGCAAAAAUCCCAGAACCACACAGGGGGACCUAGUGAAUGACCUACAGAGAGCUGGGACCACAGUAACAAAGGCUACUAUCAGUAACACAAUGCGCCACCAGGGACUCAAAUCCUGCACUGCCAGACGUGUCCCCCUGCUGAAGAAAGUACACGUCCAGGCUCGUCUGUGGUUCGCUACAGAGCAUUUGGAUGAUCCAGAAGAGGACUGGGAGAAAGUGUUAUGGUCAGAUGAAACCAAAAUAGAACGUUUUGGUAGAGACACAGGUUCUCUUGUUUGGAGGAAAAAGAAUAGUUAAUUGCACCAUACCCAUUGUGAAGCAUGGGGGUGGAAACAUCAUGCUUUGCGGCUGUUUUUCUGCAAAUGGACCAGGACAACUGAUCUUUGUAAAGGAAAGAAUGAAUGGGGCCAUGUAUCGAGAGAUUUCGAGUGAAAAUCUCCUUACAUCAGCAAGGGUAUUGAAGAUGAGACGUGGCUGGGUCUUUCAGCAUGACAAUGAUCCCAAACACACAGCCAGGGCAACAAAGGAGUGGCUUUUUUUAAGAAGCAUUUCAAGUUCCUGGAGUGGCCUAGUCAGUCUCCAGGUCUCAACCCCAUAGAAAAUCUGCGGAGGGAGUUGAAAGUCCGUGUUGCCCAACGAC
Messenger RNA from Corythoichthys intestinalis (scribbled pipefish), 5963 nucleotides. It is a transcript of the gene rapgefl1, whose product is annotated as Rap guanine nucleotide exchange factor (GEF)-like 1. Gene Ontology annotation, cellular component: plasma membrane. The coding region runs from base 194 to 2200 and encodes 668 amino acids. Gene Ontology annotation, biological process: positive regulation of GTPase activity; Ras protein signal transduction. Gene Ontology annotation, molecular function: guanyl-nucleotide exchange factor activity. The record is from RefSeq and is a predicted model, not a curated record. The transcript has 16 exons. Lineage: Eukaryota; Metazoa; Chordata; Actinopteri; Syngnathiformes; Syngnathidae.